GGACCACGGAACGCCCCCCACGUGGCUAUUGGCUGGCGUGGGCCCUGCGCCGGUGUCGAUUGGCUGGCGCGCUUUUCGUCUCACUCUUAAAAGCGGCUCCGCGGGCGGCGGCGCGCAUAGCUCUCCGCAGACAAGCGGUGGUGACAACCUGAGCUACCCCUGUAGCCGCCCGCGCUCCCCGGCACCUCUGCCUGGACCAGCCGCCCUCCUGCCCGGCGCAAGCAUGGCCAAAGUAGCCAGGGACCUCAACCCGGGAGUCCAGAAGAUGUCCCUGGGCCAGGUGCCCUCAGCCAGGGGCCCACCAUGCCUGCGAUGCCAGGGGGGCUGUGGAGGCUUCGAGCCACACUCGUGGAGGAAAAUCUGCAAGGCCUGCCGGUGCAGCCAGGAGGAACACUGCCUGGGCUCCGAGCUGGAGGACGACCGUCGCAUCGGGCGCCUGCUGAGCGACUCCAAGUAUGUCUCCCUGACCGCGCGCGUCAAGGGGGGCGACGGGGUGCGCAUCUACAAGAGAAACCGCAUGAUCAUGACCAACCCCAUCGCCACCGGCAAGGACCCCACCUUCGACACCAUCACCUACGAGUGGGCGCCGCCCGGCGUCACCCAGAAGCUGGGCCUGCAGUACAUGGAGCUGAUCCCCAAGGAGAGGCAGCCAGUCACGGGCACUGAGGGCGCCCUCUACCGCCGCCGCCAGCUGCUGCACCAGCUGCCGGUCCACGACCUGGACCCUGCACGCUGCCGCGGGCUGGUGGAGGCCGAGCUGCCACUGAUGGAGGACUUUGUUCGGCGCUACAAGAGCGAGGCCCUGGGCGUCGGGGAGGUGGCCCUGCCUGGCCAAGGCGGGCAGCCCAAGGAGGAGGGCAGGCCCCACGACAAGCCUGAGGACAAGCCUAAGGCUGGGGAGGCAGCCGCCCCGCCCACCACCAACGGCAGCCUUGGGGACCCCACCAAGGAGGGGGAAUAUGUCUGCGAGCUGUGCAGGGGCGCGGUGCCAGCCGACAGCCCGGUGGUGUAUGCCGAGCAUGCCGGAUAUGGGAAGCAGUGGCACCCAGGCUGCUUCCUGUGUGCCCAGUGCUCCGAGCCGCUGGUGGACCUAAUCUACUUCUGGAAAGACGGAGCACCAUGGUGCGGCCGCCACUACUGCCAGAGCCUGCGGCCCCGCUGUGCAGGCUGUGAUGAGAUCAUCUUCGCAGAGGACUUCCAGCGCGUGGACGAGCUGGCCUGGCACCGCAGACACUUCGUGUGCGAGGGCUGUGAGCAGGCACUGAGCGGCCGGGCCUACAUCGUCACCAAGGGCCACCUCCUGUGUCCUACCUGCAGCAAGACGGGCCGGUCCUGAGGGCAGCCCUGGACAGGGUCCCAGAGCCACCAGGAGGAGCAGACAUGGGUCCCUCAGCCAGGAGGCAGCCAGGCUCCCUGGGCGACUGGACACCCCUCCUGCCCACAGGCGAGUCUGAGCCCCGGGACGGAGUCCUCCUGCUGUCCUGCUUCCAGGACCUCUGGGUGCUCACCCACUGAGUUCACUGUUCCCCGCUGGGGUCCCAGACACCAGCUCCUGCCACCCCAUAGCCCGCGGUGGGGUCAGCGCCUCUUCUGCCAAUACAGGUCUCCAUAGAAAUCCCCCCAUGAUGCGAGAAGCAUAGCAAUAAAGUCUCGAGAAGCCCA
Messenger RNA from Erinaceus europaeus (western European hedgehog), 1662 nucleotides. RefSeq names its product LIM and cysteine rich domains 1 (gene LMCD1). The record is from RefSeq and is a predicted model, not a curated record. Lineage: Eukaryota; Metazoa; Chordata; Mammalia; Eulipotyphla; Erinaceidae. The coding region runs from base 224 to 1336 and encodes 370 amino acids. The transcript is spliced from 6 exons. Gene Ontology annotation, molecular function: zinc ion binding.